Messenger RNA from Paramecium octaurelia, 175 nucleotides. The record is from the annotation of a GenBank genome assembly. Lineage: Eukaryota; Ciliophora; Oligohymenophorea; Peniculida; Parameciidae.
AUGGUUGAAUUUUCCUAGUUUGCUAAAUUGAAAAAAGACUAUGGGGAUGAACGUCAUCCGGAUUAGCCGUUGGAAUAUUUAACUAUCUCAUCAAGGUAUUAUAUAAAUUUUUUUUAGAAUCUAAUAAAUAUCUCCAAGAUAGAGCCAACUCCCUCAAAAAUUUUUUUUUAAUUGA